UCGUCCUUGGGCUUUCUGUGGGUCCACUAGCCGCUCUAGUAGGGCCCCAGGAGACUGGCUUCAUGCCACACUCUGCUGCCUCUCUCCCCAGGCUCCGCAAGGCUGGGGAGACAACCUGGAACAAGGCGCGUGUGAUGUGUGGUCGGCACGUAGCCCGCCUCUUGGGGAUCCCCUGAGCUCCAUACACAUCAGAGAGGGAGCAAGAGAGGACAAGCAGACCCAACCGUCUGGCCCCUACGGGAAUAAGGGCAUCGCCUCCUUUGGUGAAGGCCACUCCCUUCAGAUGGAGGAUGGGAACUCCUUUCUUCCUGCAGAGGCCUGCCUGCUGCAGUCCUGCUAGGACAGUGUGGACACCGUAGGCUGCCACAGCUGCUCGCACCCCAGAAAGAAAGCACCCCAGAGCCAAAGCAGAGAGCCGCAGUCACCGGGAGGUGCUGAGAGCCAGCCUGGGGCUGCUGGAGAAGCAGUCGCAGCACACUGACAGCGGCAACGCGGGGCGGAUGAGACUGAGAGGGUCCUCUUCCCUCGACUGGAGAGGAAAAGCCCCCAGCCUGCGAGCUGUUCAGCCUUGAAACAGCCACAACCAGCAGCUGCUGAGCCAUGGCUGAAGGAGAAACCACAACCUUCAGGGCCCUGACUGAGAAGUUUAACCUGCCUCUAGGCAAUUACAAGAAGCCCAAGCUCCUCUAUUGCAGCAACGGGGGCUACUUCCUGAGAAUCCUCCCAGAUGGCAAAGUGGAUGGGACGAAGGACAGGAGCGACCAGCACAUUCAGCUGCAGCUCUAUGCGGAAAGCAUAGGGGAGGUGUAUAUUAAGAGUACGGAGACUGGCCAGUUCUUGGCCAUGGACACCAACGGGCUUUUGUACGGCUCACAGACACCCAGUGAGGAAUGUUUGUUCCUGGAAAGGCUGGAGGAAAACCAUUAUAACACCUACAUAUCCAAGAAGCAUGCAGAGAAGAAUUGGUUCAUUGGUCUCAAGAAGAACGGAAGCUCCAAACUCGGUCCUCGGACUCACUUCGGCCAGAAAGCCAUCUUGUUUCUCCCCCUGCCAGUUUCCUCUGAUUAAAGAAAUCUGUUCUGGGUGCUGACCACUCCAGAGGAAUCUGAAGGCGUCCUCACCUGGCUGACCCCAGAUUGUACCCUUUACCAUUGGCCGUGCUAACCCCUGGCCCACAGAGCCUAAACCUGUAAUGCGCUUCUACAUGCCCAGUUCACUAUUUUUAGAGCCCUUCGCCCUGGCACAGUUUGGAACUGAGGGACCAAAUGGCUUUUAGGGGCCAGCUGGCUGGCCAGUCUGGGUCUGGUUUGGAAGUCCAGUUGCCUCUGGGCAUCUGCUGCUGGCUGAGCCUCUCGAUGCAUGGGUGGGGCCAAAUGAAGUAUGAGCAGGGGGCUGCCAAGUGGGUUGGGAGUAACUGCAUGCAAUUCCCUCUACAGAGUAAACCCUGCCUGAGUCCCCCGAACAUCUGGCAUGAUUCCCUUUCAUCCUUUCAAUCCAUCACGAAUGUCAGCAGAAAAGUUGAUGGCUAGGUUGGAGGAAGGCAGCUUUCCAUGAGUGGAAACAUGGAUGAAGAAAUCCCCUCUCAAGAACAGAAGGGAUUCCAGUGGCAAGGGGAGGCUGACUGGAUUCGAGUGGGAUUUCAGUGCACAAUCCCACUGGGAGGAUCGUGGGAGGCUCGGGCACAGGAGAGCAGAAUGAAGGGCACAGCCUUAGGAACUGUUACAAUGCCUUGACUUCCCCCUGGUUAUUCAGCAGCAGGAAGCCCUUGGAUGAUGUCAGGUGGAGAGCAGAAGUGGAUUCUUGAUAAAAAUCAGGUUGUCAGGUGUUGGGAAAUUCAUUUGGGUCUGGGGAGUGGGUGUGGGAGUGAUAAGAUAGGGGAAGCAUAGGCUCAGAGGAUGUUAUUCUCCAAAAAGGAUAUUCUAGAAAUGAGAAGGAAAGAGAAAGGGACACCAUGACCUGUGUGUGGGCACCAGAAAGUACAGGUUUGGGGGUCCUGGGGCACUGCUUACAAACCAUAGAGCAUCUUGUUUUGACUGCAGAUUAUGGUUCAGUGACUCUGCGGUGGAGUUUUCCCAUUUCUUACAAGAUCCUAGGUGCUGCAGAUGCUGCUGCCUAUCCACUCCACCCCCACACAUUAAAUAGCAAGGUCCCUGAAAGUGUUAUUCAGAUAUAAGGGGGCUCAAACCCAGACCCCAUGCUCCAUGGAUCUUCCAGCACUCAGGCAGUUAUGCUUGAGUUACAGAUUGUGGGUUCAAAGCACUUUGGCCCAAUGCCUAUAAAAUGCCCAUUUAGAAGAUAUACAAAAGCAUACUUCAAAAAUGCUAAACCCUCACAAACAGCUUUUCCCAAAAGGCCAUUUGUGUGAUGAUUACUUAUAUAAAUAUGCUUCCUGCUUCAAGAAAACUUGACCCAAGUGGCUAGCAAAUUAGAAACACCAUUCAUCUCUGACAUGAUACUGUUGCCAUGUAAAGGCCUUUAAUAAGCCAUUUAAACUUACUGUGAGAUUGUACCUUUUACUCAUAUUUAAAAAUAUACAGCUCAAAGGCAGUUAAAUGGAUUAGUAUUCAGCCAUUGAGAAUGGUAAUAAUAGCAUAUGCUAUAUAAGCUCCUUAACUAUCUACUACUUAGACUACUACAUUUACCUUAGAAAAUGAGAUUUCUCUUUGUUUUUCACUGUGAUGUUACAAAUUUUCUUUUGAAAAUGGGGACUCUCGAGCAAUGAUAUAAUUAUGUAUAAAAACUGAUGUCUUAUAAUGAUUUUCAGUGAUUAUUAAUUGAAAGGUAAUUCCUUAGUAAUUGAACUAUUCUGAAUAAGAAAAAUGGCAGUAUGUGAAAGUUCAGCAUGAUACUACAAUUGAGGAACUAAGUUAACACUACAUUAUUAAUAUAAUUCUGCGUUUGUACAGCAGAACAUUUCAUAACUUCUUCUGUUUUUGUAACUUGGAUAAGACAAUUUUAUUUUAUUUUAGUAAGUCUUUGCAGGGAAGUUGGGGAUAGUGCAGUGUGGCUUGACAUCUCUUGACUAUAAAGAUUUGGCCAGGAAAAGGUACCCAGUGAGGAAUUCUAAGAUAUUUAGAAUGGUCCAUAAUUUUUAGUUUAUGAAUCAAAUUCAAGUAUAACAUUGGCCAAGAAAAAUUAAAACUGUGGCUAAAAGAUGAGACAGAAGUCUGUGGUUGCAAAGACCCAAAGCAUUGAGAAGAAACAUUACUGUGAACUUGACAAGCUUAGCCCAGUCAUUACUCGUGUAUUCACGCAAUGAGUAAGUGCCAAAGGCGUGCCGGGCAUUUUACUGGGCCCUGGCGCCCCCGGGAACAUUGCCUCGUUUGCUGCUGUAUUCUCUCCCAGGGCAUUAUAUAAUGCUUAUAAUGAAAAAUGCUGAGGAUUCAUUUCUUUCAGUCAAGUAAAGACUGGAGAAUCUGUAGAUGACUGCUGAAUAAACAACUCCCAGAAACCAAUGUUUUGGAAGAAUUAGCAACCCCCAGCUUGAGAAAAGCCUCUAUCGAAGUGUCAGGGUAUGGCCAGGUAAACCUAACACUGCAAUUGCAGAACCAUGUCAGUUCAGGGAGAUAACCUUCAAAUCAAUAAAAAAGGCCUUCCGAUCCUCUAUGAAGGAAGUGGGUGGCAGUUCCCUGCGCUGUUUUGAACAUGUUCUCGUUCCUCAAGCCUGGAGCAUUCCUGUUGCGCUCUCUCUCCUGUGAGAAAGUUGCGGAGCCAUCUGCCUGUCAGAUGCCCAUCAUGUGGAUUCAUUUUCAAGCCAACUGCUAUGAGUUGCCUGGCAUUCUGUACAAAGCAUCAGGAGUGUAUACGCUUCUGAUUGUUUUCAAUGUGAUGGUGGAGGUGGUGGAAAUCUGUUUCCUCGGAAGGGAUGAUAAUUAAAGCCUCCCAUGGCUAACCACGUGGACUUACAAAAAACUGACUAGAGCAUCCCAUGUUACUGAAGAUAAGGGUCCGUGCUUUGUGCUGGAGGAGAUGGAGCCCAGGUCCUCAGCCUUGUAAAGCAUACUGCUUAAACCGAUCAAGUUCCUGGGGUGCAAAGCAGACCUCAGAAGAAGAAGAUGCCUGUCAUUCACAUCACUGUCUCUCUUUUUUUGCACCUUAAAAAUAUUAGUAAAUGUUACACUUAUAGGCGAAAA
Capra hircus (goat) is the source of this 4133-nucleotide messenger RNA. RefSeq names its product fibroblast growth factor 1 (gene FGF1). Gene Ontology annotation, biological process: positive regulation of cell population proliferation; positive regulation of protein phosphorylation; regulation of cell migration. The transcript is spliced from 5 exons. Gene Ontology annotation, cellular component: cytoplasm. The coding region runs from base 601 to 1068 and encodes 155 amino acids. Gene Ontology annotation, molecular function: fibroblast growth factor receptor binding; growth factor activity. The record is from RefSeq and is a predicted model, not a curated record. Lineage: Eukaryota; Metazoa; Chordata; Mammalia; Artiodactyla; Bovidae.